Anguilla anguilla (European eel) is the source of this 924-nucleotide messenger RNA. RefSeq names its product apelin receptor early endogenous ligand (gene apela). Gene Ontology annotation, biological process: heart development; apelin receptor signaling pathway. Lineage: Eukaryota; Metazoa; Chordata; Actinopteri; Anguilliformes; Anguillidae. The record is from RefSeq and is a predicted model, not a curated record. The transcript has 3 exons. Gene Ontology annotation, molecular function: apelin receptor binding. Bases 669 to 833 code for a protein of 54 amino acids.
CCCUCUCUCCUGCAGUAUAAAAAAGAGGGGACUGACAGCUGCUGCAUUGUUGCGGAGGUCUUUCUCACUCAUCCACGGACGGGACAAUUGGUGUCGACAUGGUGAAAUUCUUCUAAGUGCCUUUUUUAAAGAAAAAAAAAAAGAAAAGAAAGAAAAUUUGGUGUCUCUGAAGGGGGACACAAGCAAAAGAAAAGAAGGAAAGGAAGAAAAAAGAGGAGGGUGCCAGGUUUAUACUCUGUGGAGUUGGAACUCACAAGAAGAAGAAAAAAGAGGGAUACCCACAGGCCCCCCACCCUGAGCACUAAUUCUCCUGAUGUGAUCAUUAACUCUGGAGCAGAGCAAGCAGAGACUGUGAUCUUUAACUCUGGAGCAGAGCAAGCAGAGACUGUGAUCUUUAACUCUGGAGCAGAGCAAGCAGAGACUGUGAUCUUUAACUCUGGAGCAGAGCAAGCAGAGACUGUGCGAUCUUUAACUCUGGAGCAGAGCAAGCAGAGACUGAGCGAUCUUUAACUCUGGAGCAGAGCAAGCAGAGCCUGUGCAUUUGUGAACCGUGAGCUUGCGCACCGGGGGAAACUCUGGAGGAUUUUCUCUGCCUCUCCUCCGUCUCCACGCAUCCCCGACCUCAGUCCAGGCUCUCCGCGAAACCCACGCCACACACACGCGCCGAAAUGAGAUUACAGAAGCUGCUCUUCGUCCUCCUGCUCCUCCUCAUCACCCUCCUCCUGGUCCAGGGCCACAAGCCAGACUUCCUGAAUCUGAGACGCAAGUACUACAGACACCUGUGUGCGUCCAGGAGGUGCAUGCACCUCCACUCCCGAGUGCCGUUCCCCUGAGGUAGUCCACACUGGAGAUCCAGCGAACGGCGGAAAAGGCUAAAAUGACGGGAGGCCGUGACAACGAUCUCCAGGGAGAACUUCCGGUUGA